Messenger RNA from Lycium barbarum (goji berry), 1814 nucleotides. RefSeq names its product serine/threonine-protein kinase STY13-like. The record is from RefSeq and is a predicted model, not a curated record. Gene Ontology annotation, molecular function: ATP binding; protein kinase activity. Gene Ontology annotation, cellular component: plasma membrane. The coding region runs from base 274 to 1389 and encodes 371 amino acids. The transcript has 6 exons. Lineage: Eukaryota; Viridiplantae; Streptophyta; Magnoliopsida; Solanales; Solanaceae. Gene Ontology annotation, biological process: protein phosphorylation.
AAGAAAAAGGGCAAACAAAAGAAGAGCAAAAAUCAUCUGGUUAAAAUAAAAUAAAAUUCCCAAAAGGAAAAGAACAAAUUAUGUAAACAGAAAACAACAUAAAUAGUAAUCUUCAUGCUUGUAAAUCUGCAGCAACAGUGACAGCUCAAACAUGGCCGUUGCCCCAAAUUUCAACCACUAGACCCCAUUUCUCUUAUAUGCUCCUCAACAAAUGAAUUCUUUGUAGUGUUUUACUAAACAAGAUAUUCUGUCUAUAAUUACAAAAUCUGUGUUAUGGAAGGAAGUGGAGAAGUGGGUUUUGUGAGAGCAGAUCGUAUAGAUCUGAAAAGCUUAGAUGAACAGUUACAGAGGCAUUUAAGCAGAGCAUGGACUAUGGACAAACAAAAGAGUAACAGCAAAGAAGAAGAAACAGGAGAAAAUAACAAGGAUAGAGAGAUCCCUGUAAAACAUGCUUGGGAAAUUGAUCCAUCUAAGCUUAUUAUCAAGACUGUCAUUGCUAGGGGUACUUUUGGUACUGUUCAUCGUGGUAUCUAUGAUGGCCUAGAUGUAGCUGUAAAGCUUCUUGAUUGGGGAGAAGAAGGCCAGAGGUCUCAAGCUGAGGUUUCUUCAAUCAGAGCAGCUUUUGCACAAGAAGUUUCUGUAUGGCACAAACUUAAUCAUCCUAACGUCACAAAAUUUAUAGGAGCUGCAAUGGGCACACCAGAUCUUAACAUACAGACUGAGACUGGUUUCAUUGGCAUUCCACGGAACCUUUGUUGUGUGGUGGUUGAAUACCUUCCUGGGGGUACUCUCAAAUCAUUUCUCAUCAAGAGCCAUAGGAGGAAGUUGGCCUUCAAAGUUGUGGUCCAACUGGCGCUGGAUCUAGCACGGGGGUUAAGUUAUCUUCAUUCUGAGAAGAUCGUCCAUAGGGAUGUCAAAACAGAGAACAUGCUUCUUGACAGGAAUCGUACUCUAAAAAUAGCAGAUUUUGGUGUUGCUCGUGUUGAAGCUUCAAAUCCUAAUGAUAUGACCGGUGAGACUGGAACCCUAGGUUACAUGGCACCUGAGGUUCUUAAUGGCAACCCCUAUAACCGGAAGUGUGAUGUAUAUAGCUUUGGCAUUUGCCUCUGGGAGAUAUAUUGCUGUGACAUGCCAUAUCCAGAUCUGAGCUUCUCAGAAGUGACAACAGCAGUUGUCCGACAGAAUUUGAGGCCCGAGAUACCUCGUUGUUGCCCUAGUUCUUUGGCAAAUGUAAUGAAGCGGUGUUGGGAUGCUAGCCCUGACAAACGGCCAGAAAUGGAUGAAGUGGUAUCCUUGUUGGAAACAAUUGACACAUCAAAGGGAGGUGGGAUGAUCCCUGUUGAUCAACGGCAGGGUUGCUUGUGCUUCAGGAAAAACCGAGGUCCUUGAGAAAGCUAGAAAUGGCUCGCUGAAUAGAACUAAGGUUCUGGGUACUGAGUCAUAGUCAAUUGAAGAGAAAGCAUGUAAAAAAACAAGGAGCAUAGUUUUAUUAGAAGAUUUAAGAUCUCAAGUUUUCAAUAUUUGGAACUUAAAGUUGGUGAGGUAAAAGAAGCUCUGAUACAUGCAUGCAUUCAUUCAUCAGCUCAUGCAUGUACAGCUCUGUACCUUUUCAUCUUUGAAAUCAAUUGUCUUUUUAAACACAAUUGACGGGUUGGUCCUGGUCUGAGCAAGCUCCAACCUACACAACGUAGAACGUGUAGCAGUGGUGGAUUCAGGAUUUAAACUUUAUGAAUUCAAUGAGUAAUGUUUUAGCACUAAACUCAUCGUACUUUAAAAUUGAGUUUGGAAUUUAAUAUUUGUUGAAUUUUAGUGCU